AAUAUCACAGCGCAUGCGUGUUCUGCCUUCCCCUUCGGUCAUUCGAGACAGUCGGAAGAUUUCGGUAGCAAGUUAAAAUCCGGUUUUUAUCAAAAAUCGAAUGACCUUCAAAGAACGAAAGAACGUUCUGUUAAAAUUCACAAAGUCAACUUUAUAUGUUGCAUAUAAUAUUGCAAAUAUACUUUAAUGCAAUCAUUAAAAGUAAUUUUUAUGUAAUUUAUUGCAUUAAAAUGUUGAACUUGAAGAAUUAAUUAUUUUUUCUCUACUCAAAAUAACAAAGCUGUCCCAGUAUAAUGAUAGAGAAAAACUAUUCAUUUCUAUUUAGUAUUUUGACAAUGACAAAUUACCAGCUUUAUCCUCAUUCAAAUUUGUCUUAAUUUCAGUCUAAAAAUUCAUCAUGUCUGAUUUGAAAAUUGGUAUCAACGGCUUUGGUCGUAUCGGAAGAUUGGUUAUGAGAGCCGCUUUGAUGAAGAACGUUGAUGUUGUUGCCAUCAACGAUCCCUUCAUUGAAUUAGAAUACAUGGUUUACAUGUUCAAAUAUGAUACUACUCAUGGUCGCUUCCCUGGUGAAGUUCGUCAUGAGAACGGCAAACUUAUCAUUAAUGGUAAGUCAAUCCGUGUCUUUAACGAAAUGAAGCCAACUGAAAUCAAGUGGGGAGAAGCUGGCGCCGAAUAUGUCGUCGAAUCCACUGGUGUUUUCACCACUCUCGAAAAGGCCAAGUGCCAUAUUGAAGGUGGAGCCAAGAGAGUUGUUAUCUCUGCUCCUUCUGCCGAUGCUCCCAUGUUUGUUAUGGGUGUCAACGAGGGCAAAUAUGACCCAAGCAAAGAUACCAUUGUUUCAAACGCCAGUUGCACAACCAACUGUUUGGCUCCUCUUGCUAAAGUUGUCAACGAUAAAUUCGGCAUUGUUGAAGGUUUGAUGACAACCGUACAUGCUUACACGGCCACCCAGAAGGUCGUAGAUGGACCCAGCAACAAGGACUGGAGAGGUGGAAGAACUGCAGCCCAAAACAUCAUCCCAUCCUCAACCGGAGCCGCUAAGGCCGUAGGAAAGGUCAUCCCUGACUUGAAUGGAAAAUUAACUGGCAUGGCCUUCCGUGUUCCAGUUCAAGAUGUUUCAGUUGUUGAUCUGACUUGCAGGUUACAAAAGCCAGCUUCCUACGAAGCCGUUAAAGCUGCAAUCAAGGCUGCCUCUGAAGGUGAAAUGAAAGGCGUUCUUGAAUAUACCGAAGAUGCUGUUGUUAGCUCCGACUUUAUCGGCUGCAAUGCUUCCUCUAUCUUUGAUGCAAAGGCUGGAAUUGCUCUAAACGACAACUUUGUAAAAUUGGUCAGCUGGUAUGAUAAUGAGUUUGGAUACAGCAACAGAGUAAUCGACCUUCUUAAGUACAUGAAGAGCAAGGAGUAAAGAAUGAACAUGUAUUUAGUAUCGUGUGUUUAAUGCAUGCUUAUUUUCCCUUACGUAGGGUAAUUUGGUGUUUAGAAACAGCCGGUAUUCUACUCCUUUUCGUUGCUAAUAAAUGUGCACAAAAAUUAAAUUAUGUCUUAUUUUACAAUAUUUCGGAAAAUAAAUCAGCA
Dimorphilus gyrociliatus is the source of this 1575-nucleotide messenger RNA. The record is from the annotation of a GenBank genome assembly. NCBI's taxonomy places the organism in Eukaryota, Metazoa, Annelida, Polychaeta, Dinophilidae.